GUCAUCGCCACCGCGUGUCAACACAGCCGUCUGGCAGAGUCAUAUGUAUAUCACAAACGCAUAAGAUCACCAUAUCAUCUAACUGUUUUUUAAGCCCAUUGUAUAAUAAUAAUGAUAAUAAAGAUUUAUACAGGUAGUUUUAUAUGAACAACUGCAUGAACAAACAAACAAAAGAUUGUGCGGUUUAAUUCCUACCACGCCUUCAAGUAGAGUCUACUUAGUUUUAGACCUGCCGAUCACUUCUGGAUCAGGCAAUGCUAAAUGACUGAGAAAAGUAUGGCCAAACCGCUAACCGGCAAGGUUGCCAUAGUAACAGGAGCUACCAGAGGCAUUGGUAAAGGGAUUGCCCUCCAGCUGGCAAAGGCAGGGGCUGUGGUAUAUAUCACUGGUCGUACCUUGAAGCCAAGGCCAGAUUUUCCAGGAUGUUCACUGGAAGAGGUGUCCAAAGAGAUAUCAGAGAACAGUGGACAGUGUAUACCAAUACAGUGUGACCACAGUAAAGAUGAAGAUAUUAAAGCUCUCUUUGACCGAGUUAAAGAGGAGCAGAAGGGAAAACUGGACAUACUGGUCAACAAUGCUUACUCAGGUGCAAAGGCUAUAACUGAUAAUAAUGGAAAGCCAUUCUGGGAGCAACCAACCACAAUUUGGGAUGAAAUGAACAAUGUUGGACUUAGAAAUCACUACAUAUGCUCUGUGUAUGCCAGCCAGAUGAUGGUGCCAAGAAAACAAGGGCUAAUAGUGAAUAUAUCCUCACUUGGAGGCCUGGCCUACAUGAUGAAUGUUUCAUAUGGAGUUGGCAAGGAAGCAUGUGACCGCAUGGCAGCAGAUUGUGCCAUAGAGCUGAAGAAGCACAAUGUUGCCUUUUUGAGUAUCUGGCCAGGAGCAGUUCUGACGGAAUUCACAGAGCAGAUGAUGGAAGGAGACCAUUCAGAUAAAGGUGAUAGUCCCGGGGUAUCCAAAGAAAUGGUAGCAAGACUGUUUGCAAAUGCAGAAAGCCCACAGUAUGUUGGAAUGUGCAUUGCCAAGCUAGCAGCAGGUAUGUCAGAAAUCAGGUUUGAGGUGGCCUUUUCGUAG
Messenger RNA from Lingula anatina, 1074 nucleotides. RefSeq names its product dehydrogenase/reductase SDR family member 1. Lineage: Eukaryota; Metazoa; Brachiopoda; Lingulata; Lingulida; Lingulidae. The record is from RefSeq and is a predicted model, not a curated record.